Molecule: messenger RNA, 2396 nt
Organism: Cygnus atratus (black swan)
Lineage: Eukaryota; Metazoa; Chordata; Aves; Anseriformes; Anatidae
Product: collagen alpha-1(XV) chain-like
Exons: 22
Coding region: 1-2133 (710 amino acids)
Molecular function (GO): low-density lipoprotein particle binding; pattern recognition receptor activity
Source: RefSeq, a predicted model, not a curated record
AUGGGGUCCGGGGACCCCCAGAGCCUCCUCCACACCCUCUGCAUCCUCUGGGUGCUGGCCGGGCGCCUGCCCCCCGGCACAGCCCAGUGGUUUUACCCCCUGGGCUCCGAGGACACCACCCCGGAGCCAGGCACCAGCCCCACGGCCCCCACGCUGCCCACCCUGGAUGGGGAGGAAGAUGAAGACGCUGGCGAGGUGGAGCCCACGAGGAAGGUGCUGCUGAGCAAGCCCCCGCUGGCGGCGGGCCCCAGGAGACGGGAACCCCCCUCCAGGGGCGCAGCCAAAGGUCCGGGCCAUGCCCCAUCGCGUGCACGAGCCCAGCACAACCGCCCCACGGCCGCCCCGCAGAUCUUCGAGGGGAGCGCGGAGGAAGAGGAGUUCCUGCAGAUCAAGAGCACAGCGAAGGGGCUGCCCCCGCAGGUGCCCCCGGCCCCCAAAAUGGACACAGCUCUCCAGAUUCACAACGGCUCCAGCUGCGUCUGCCCCGUGCGUCCUGGCCCUCCUGGCCCGAAGGGAGAGAAAGGUGACCGGGGGUCCCCAGGAGACAGAGGCCAGCCGGGGCUUUCUGGGGAGAGAGGGAAGACGGGCAGCCCAGGGCAGCCAGGUCACCAGGGGCCCCGGGGCCCCCCUGGUCCUCCGGGACCACCGGGGCCACCGGGACCACCAGGUGCUUGGGGAGCCAGGAGCCCUCCUGCCUCCGCUGCCCUCCCCAAGGGAUCAGAGAACGAGGGUGAGAAGGGCGAGCACGGGCUGCCAGGCAUGCCGGGGAGCCCCGGCCGGACGGGAGAGAUGGGCUCCCCGGGCAUGCCUGGUCCCAUGGGGCCACCGGGGCCACCGGGGGACUACAGGUGCGAGUCACGCCACGGAGGGCACCAUGGAUCUGCCGGGCCGCCGGGCCCCAAGGGUGAAAAGGGUGACCCAGGAGAGCGGGGGUGCUGCUACGGGGAACACGGGUGCAAACCGGGCCACCUCCCCUUCCACGGCACCGGCAGCCAGUCCAGCUCCUGGGUGCCCAUCAGUGGGUACCAAACGCACAGCAAAGAGGAGACGGAGGUUUAUGGAGCAAUCAUUCCCCACGGUCCUCGAGGUCCCCCUGGGAACCCUGGCCCCCCCGGCCCGCCCGGUCCCCCCGGAGCUCCGGGUCUCCUCUACCUCAACAGGGUGUACCCCAUCCGCACCCAGCUGCCCUGCAAGGAGCCGGCAGCAGCUGACGCAGGCUGGGCAGCAGAUGCUGACGCCUCUCGGACAGAGCCGCCGGAGCCCCGUGCUGACCUCCGGCGCCAGACGUGGGUCUUCAGGUCCAAGGAGCUGAUGCUGAAGUCGGGCAGCGCCGUCCCCGAGGGGAGCCUGGUCUACGUGCGAGAAGGGAGCAGCGCCUUCCUGCGCACCCCCAGGGGCUGGAGCAGGCUCCUGCUGGAGGACUCGGAGUCGCUCUUUGCUGGUGACGACCCCUCUGCCUCCACGCCGCAGUACCAGGAGGCGAAGCGGGUACAGACGCGGGGUCCCAACACAGAGCCCCCCGCGGGAGCCCAGACAGACUCGCUGGUCCUGAAGGAAGAGGGACCGGGGCUGCCCAGGAUCCUGCCAACAACCGUCGCCCCCAGGAUGCCUUCUCUCCGCCUGGUGGCCCUGAACGUGCCCCUCUCCGGGGACAUGAGCGGCAUCCGUGGCGCCGACCUGCAGUGCUACCGGCAGUCGCAGGAGGCUCAGCUCUACGGCACUUUCCGGGCUUUCCUCUCGGCCCCCACGCAGGACCUGGCCUCCAUCGUCAAGAGGACGGACAGGGCCCUCCCCGUGGUCAACCUGAAGGGCCAGCUGCUGGCCAGGUCCUGGAGCUCCCUCUUUGAGGGCUCGGCCGGAGCGGCCCCACGGGGCCCCAUCUACAGCUUCAACGGCCGCAACGUCCUGACCGAUGCCCUCUGGCCUCGCAGGCUGGCAUGGCAUGGAUCCACGGCCCGGGGCAGUCAAGCCCGCAGGCGGGACUGCCAGGGAUGGCGAAGCUCCGGCCCCGGGGAGGGCUUGGCGGCCCCGCUGGGCGAGGGCAAGUUGCUGGCAGGGCAGCGGCACAACUGCUCCGAGGAGCUGGUGGUGCUGUGCGUGGAGGUGGCCUUCCCCUACCGCCACAUGUGGUGACGGCCACGCAGUGGUGGCAUCGAGGCACCGGGGGGCCCGCGGCCCCAGGUAUCCCAUGGGGAGAGAACUACAGCGUCGGGGCUGUGCGAGCACUGGGAGCACUGGGAGGACAUCGUCCCCAUCCCGGGCACUGGGAGCACUGGGAGGACAUCAUCCCCAUCCCGGGCACUGGGAGGACAUCGUCGUCCCCGUCCCGGGCUGUGCUUGGCCCCCAGGCUGUGCCCGGCCACCUCCAUUACCUCGAGUAAUGCUAAUGCUGCGCC